AUGAAGCGUUCGACAAGAGUUGUAGCUGUUAGAGCUAAGAAAAAACCAAAUGGGUACCAAGAUUAUUCACAAUCCCAAACUAUUCAAGCAAAGCCUUUUAGUUCCACUGAUCUCAGAGUGAAGAAGUCAGACAUAGUGUUGAAUCAAUCAGAUCUGACAACAAAUAAACUACAGUCUCAGAGAUCGCCACCUUUAAUUCAUUUUGACUCGUUUUAUACAACAAGUCAUUCGAAAGCUUCAUUUUUAUCUCGCAUUGAACCAUUCUCAACAUCAAAGUCAUUAGGUGUCACUCCUAACAUAUCUUUGUUCAACAGCAAAGAGGCUGAAACUGGAAACCGAGAUCGAUAUGACUAUUAUCGUCGACGUCGCCGCCGUCAUUCACAUCCUUUGAAAGCAUUUUUUUCGUGUUGUUCGCCAUGUUGUUGCUUAGCAUCCAGUCUACUCCUAGCGUUGGCUCUUGCCAGUGUUGCUACACUGGUUGGACUAUUGCUCAUAAAUAAAUUGAGCACAACAACAAGAAUAACAUCGGCAUCAACAGCAUUCACAACUAGCACCGUGACUGUAGCAACGACGCUAACUAGUACCAGCACCAGCACCAGCGUCAGUACAACAACUAGCACCGUAACUGUAGCAACGACGCUAACUAGUACCAGCACCAGCACCAGCGUCAGUACAACAACUAGCACUGUAACUGUAGCAACGACGCUAACUAGUACCAGCACCAGCACCAGCAUCAGUACAACAACUAGCACCGUAACUGUAACAACUACAGAUACGACUACUGUCACAAUGACUACAGAAACAACUACACAGACGACAAGUAGUACAACUACUACAGGUAUUGUUAGUAUAUCUUCAACGCGAGGUAACUAUUAUGCUCGUGACGCCAUCGUUAUCAGUUGUUCAACUCCUUGGACGAACCUUACUAUUGAAAUCAUUGUACCGAAAACUGUUGGUGCAACAUUCAAUGGGCAAUCCAAUUCAUUUUCAACUGGACAAGUCACCCAGUCUUAUGUUGACACUGGCACNUUUGCCAUUCUUUUCCAGUCAUAUAUCUUCGUAGUUGAACAGCUGAUAUUUUAUUCUGUUUAUAAUCAUUAA
Messenger RNA from Adineta ricciae, 1101 nucleotides. The record is from the annotation of a GenBank genome assembly. NCBI's taxonomy places the organism in Eukaryota, Metazoa, Rotifera, Eurotatoria, Adinetida, Adinetidae.